AUGGGAUGCAUUCAAAGCUUCAGGGAAUUCUGUGAUCGUCCUAAAAAUACAAAUGUUCGACUAAGUCUUCCAGCAGUGUGUAUAGUGUGGCAAACAGCCAUGAUCAUCUUGUUUGGAGUUUUUAUUCGUUAUGACGAGGAGUCUGAUCCGCACUGGAUAGAGCACAGGAAAGCAGAAAAUAUAUCAAGUGACAUUGAGAAUGAUUUCUACUUCAGAUAUCCAAGUUUUCAAGAUGUCCAUGUGAUGAUCUUUGUGGGCUUUGGCUUUCUGAUGACUUUUCUUAAGCGCUACAGCUUCGGCGCCGUGGGUUUCAACUUCCUUAUUGCAGCGUUUGGCCUCCAAUGGGCAUUGCUAAUGCAAGGCUGGUUCCACUCCUUGGAUUACACUGACGGGAAGAUCAAAAUUGGUGUUGAAAAUUUAAUUAAUGCAGAUUUCUGUGUGGCGGGGUGUUUGAUUGCUUAUGGAGCUGUGCUGGGUAAAGUCAGUCCAGUCCAGUUGAUGGUAUUGACUCUAUUUGGAAUCACAUUGUUUGCCGUGGAGGAAUACAUCAUCCUCAAUGUCAUACACGCUCGUGAUGCAGGAGGCUCCAUGGUGAUCCACACAUUUGGAGGUUAUUACGGCCUUGCUAUCUCGUGGAUGCUCUAUCGACCCAACCUGGACCAAAGCAGUCGUCUGCAGGGCUCAGUGUACCACUCAGAUGUCUUUGCUAUGAUUGGUACUCUCUUCUUGUGGAUGUUCUGGCCCAGUUUCAAUUCAGCAAUCACCGACCACGGGGACGGCCAGCACCGAGCCGCCAUCAACACCUACCUAGCCUUGGCUGCAACGGUGCUCACCACUGUGGCCUUCUCGAGCCUCUUUCAGAAACAUGGCAAACUAGACAUGGUUCACAUUCAAAACUCUACACUGGCCGGCGGUGUUGCAGUCGGAACUGCAGCAGAAUUCAUGCUGAUGCCAUAUGGGUCGCUGAUAGUUGGGUUCUGCUGCGGAAUUGUGUCAACGUUGGGUUACAUAUUCCUCACGCCAUUUAUGGAGAAGCACCUGAAAAUUCAGGACACGUGUGGAAUCCACAACCUCCAUGCCAUGCCUGGGGUCAUAGGUGGUAUAGUGGGUGCGAUUACUGCUGCGGCUGCAUCCGACUCUGUGUAUGGUAAAGAAGGGCUGAUCAACACUUUUGAUUUUGAGGGGGAUUUUGAAGAGAUGACCCCCACGAGGCAGGGGGGUCACCAGGCUGCAGGCAUCUGUGUGGCUGUCUGCUUCGGUGUAGGUGGAGGCAUCAUGGUUGGUUUUAUUUUAAGGUUGCCAAUCUGGGGGGACCCAGCCGACGACAACUGCUUUGAAGAUGAAGUCUACUGGGAGGUGCCUGACGAGGAGGAAAGUAUUCCACCAGUACUGCAGUACAACAAUCACAUGCUCAACAAAGAUGUAACGGAGUCCAAUUUCACCUUGGAGCAGAACUGA
Messenger RNA from Nerophis lumbriciformis (worm pipefish), 1458 nucleotides. The record is from RefSeq and is a predicted model, not a curated record. NCBI's taxonomy places the organism in Eukaryota, Metazoa, Chordata, Actinopteri, Syngnathiformes, Syngnathidae.